This is a messenger RNA of Saccharomyces paradoxus, 3441 nucleotides long. RefSeq names its product Npr3p (gene NPR3). Lineage: Eukaryota; Fungi; Ascomycota; Saccharomycetes; Saccharomycetales; Saccharomycetaceae. Gene Ontology annotation, cellular component: GATOR1 complex. The record is from RefSeq and is a predicted model, not a curated record. The coding region runs from base 1 to 3441 and encodes 1146 amino acids. The transcript has a single exon. Gene Ontology annotation, biological process: TORC1 signaling; negative regulation of TORC1 signaling; positive regulation of autophagy.
AUGGAUGAAUGCUUGCCCAAUUCAUGUCUACUAGGUGUUCACCUCGUCAUUUCAACGCAUUCGGGGCCACAAAUAGUUUAUCACUAUCCACCCUCCAAUACGGCAUUUCUAACAAAUAAUCCAACGAAGCACCAGCACCUCUAUGGAAACCAUGCAACAUUGGAAAAAAACACAAAUACAAAAAAAGAAGACAACCUGUUUCAUUCUGGCUCUGCGAAAACAGCUUCUCAAAUUGCCCUGAAUGACUCAGUAAAAAAUUGUAAUACCGCUAUUACGCCGUCUAUGACAAAUGCUAAUACUAAUAGUGGGAUAUUACCUUCAACUAGAUCACAUGCUAAUACUGUAGGAUCACAAAGCUCAAUUCCUACGGUUAGUAAUGGCGUAAGUUAUAGAGAAACCGAUAUCGAGAACAACCCUCGGACUUUCCAAUACCCAGAACCCGAAUCUGAGACAUCAUCAUCAGGAUUAAGUGAUAGCGAAUUAUCUACGGACUACUUAGAUAUUUCAAGCGAUUCGUUUUCCAUAUCUUCUUCCUUAUCGUCGCCUUCUUUAUCUUCUUCUCCUUCAAGUUCAUCCUCAUCCUCCCCUCUACAAGAUGGCUUAUCAAGGACUAAUUCGAGUUUUCAAUCUAUCGAUUCAAUGUCUCCGACUUCUCCACAGAUGACGAGGGAAAACGAUAGCAUCUCAGUAGCGGAAUCAUACCUAGAUUCCGCAACGAACAAUAAAUCAAAGACUACUUCCAAGAGAUCUCAGAAUUUUUUCCAUAAGCUGAGUACCAAGAAGAGCGCUGAUUCCAAGACGCAUUCUCCAAUAAGAAAACUCAAAUCCAAACCAUCACAGAGCACCAACAAAGGUAAUAAGCUGUUAAAAAAUAUAUCUAACGAGACUGAUGGAAAUGAUUUUACGGGGAGUUGUUCAGUUUCCUCCAAAAAAUCUGUUUCUAGCACGGGAGAGCAUAACCAAGAUUUUCGUAAUAAUAGCCUCAAUGAUACUCCUGGUCAGUCACCACACCAUUAUCACCAUCGUUAUCAUCAUUAUCAUAAAGCUGCCGCGAACAGCCAACGAAAUUCCCAUACACAAUACGAUGUUGAAGAAGACAUAGAGGUUUCAGCAAUGUUGCAAGAUGGUAAAAUUUCUAUGAAUGAAAUAUUUUUUGAAGAGGAAAACUUCCAAGAUAUAAAUAAAAUUUUAGAAUUUGAUAAUGAUUUUGUUGCAGAAUUUUGUAGUCCUGAGAGGGAAAUGUGCAAUACUAGAUUCGAAUUCACGGUGGAUAAUUUUUGCUUCCUAGGCUUGCCGAUCCAUGUAGAUUCUCAAGGAAGAUGGAGAAAAUCCAAGCAUAAAAAUAAAACCCGUUCUAAAAGAUCUUCGAGCACCACAACAAACAUUAGUAGAAAGAAAUCUGUUGCUUCCAAGAUUUCUUCACUAAGUGAGAACACUUUGAAGAAAGUUAAUAGUGGUGAAGCUGAGACUGGUUACGAUAAUAAUGCUGGUCAUGAAACUUAUACUGAUACGCCGAAUUUGAGGAUAAAUACUGACAUCAAUGGAACCGAGUUUGAGAGAGAAAAGGAAGACUUGGGCAAAAAUAUGAACAUGUUUCAUGUAUGCUUUGUUAUGAAUCCGCAUUUAAUUGAAUAUAACAAAAGGAUUGAUGAUAUGUAUCAGUUUGUUGUUACAAGAUUAUCGUUAUUGUUAAGAUAUGUGCAGUCAAAAACUUCAUAUAUUUCUAGCGAAUGCCAUAUAAUUUUGAAGGAAAAAGAACGAGUACUGAAACAUUCGAAAACAUACCGAUCCAUAAGAGGUGCGGGAAAUAAGGGGAAGUACUUGUAUCAAAGAAUUUUAUCCAAAUCUUCGUUGGCUAGAGCGCUGACAGAAUGUGUUGAUAAAAUCCAACGAAAUGAAAUCGCAUGUCUUGAAAUCAAUGACGAUAAAGUAAUUUCCUUGCAAAUUCCGAUCCAGAACGAGUUUGAAAAAAUGCCAAACUUUAAACUACAACCUGUGUUAAAGGGCUCAUAUUUGACAUCCAUUUUGAACAUGAAAUUUCUAGAAAAAUCAUCGUUGAGAAUUGAAGGUCAAAAUCGUCAAAAUAAUCAGGCUCAGCUCAGUGAUACUAACAACAAUAUAUACAGGUUCGGCAAUAAUAUUAAUAGCACUGGUCACUGUGGAGCGGCAAAUGUUGAUGACGGGGAUGAGAAUGAAAGCAAUUACUACUGUGACGAUAAUGAUGAUCUUUUGAACUACGCUCUGUUAUUGUUAGACGAGCCAAAUAAUAUUAUUAGCUCCCUCGAAACCUUUUCAUACCAGGACGAUAUUGGUACUCUCAUAUUGAAACAUUUAGUGAGAAAUAUCCAGCCAAAUAUCCCGCUAAGGUCGUAUCGCUAUCUGAUAAGUGAGUUAUUAGAUAACCCUUCUUCACAGGACGUCCUUACUUCAGAGACAAACUCAUUGGAAUCUAGCAUUCUUCGCUCUUGCGCAUUGCAUUUAAUGUAUUGGAGACAUGCAAGAAUAGUGAUCCCACUAAGCUCCAAAUACACGUAUUUUGUUUCGCCAUUGGCUCCUAUUCAAGGUUAUACAAUAGACGAUUUUAAAAGUACUUCACAGAAUGAUGCAAACGUGAAAACAAUGGAGAAUUGUGGAGAUAACAAGGACCAAGGUGACAGGAUACCGCUAAUUUAUCAAAAUUCAAUAUUGUUCAGAUCCAAAUUCCCAUCAUUGCCCACUUUACCCAUUUUUUUGAGUUUGUUAUCUGCGGAUAAACCUCAGGCAUACAGUAACAUAAUUCCAUCAAGGGAGCAUAAACCAGUUUAUCUUAACGCGUUGGCGUGGUUGAUACGGUACGGAUAUGUAACGCAGUUACUAACUUUCGUACAUAUUCGAGUGGACAAACAUAUAAAAAUGGCAGUGGAUGAGGACCUAGAGAAGGAGGGAUUCCGUAAGGCUAAUACUGCUGGAAGGCCUAGCAUGGACUACAAAAAGACAGAUAAAAAAUUGGAUGACGAAGAUGGGCAAAAUAGAGAUGCAAACGCCAACGAAGCGUGUUUGGGGAAGAAAGAAGGCAGGCAGUCCAACGACAACAACAACAAAGAUGUGAACGAAAAUGAUAACGAAAAUGAUAGUCGUGCUGACGAUCGUAAUGAUAAUGAAAUAGCUAUUGCCGAUGAAGAGGAAAUACUACACUUCGAAUACGAUGAUCCGGAGAUGCAACAUGACUAUACUAUAAUUUUGGAACCUGAAAGAGCCACCGCCAUUGAAAAAAGGUGGCUCUACAGAUGUAUUUAUGGUCAGCCUUCAGAUAUCCAGAUUCUUUUUAACAAGUUACUCAAGUAUUUCAAUGGGAAGGUUCCCAUGGAGCUAGUUAUCAUUAAGGAGGAAAUCAGUAGGCAUGACUUAAAGAGAUUGCUCAAUGCUCUAGAUAAAUAUUUAAUCGAGAUACACCAUUGGUAA